Molecule: messenger RNA, 1741 nt
Organism: Centruroides sculpturatus (bark scorpion)
Lineage: Eukaryota; Metazoa; Arthropoda; Arachnida; Scorpiones; Buthidae
Product: cytochrome P450 3A6-like
Exons: 14
Coding region: 16-1551 (511 amino acids)
Molecular function (GO): iron ion binding; steroid hydroxylase activity; heme binding
Source: RefSeq, a predicted model, not a curated record
UAUUAUAAUUACAUUAUGGAAGCCCUCAUUUUCUUUUUUAUUUUUCUACUAACUCUUACCUUUGUCAAGUGGUAUUUAAAAAGAAGAGAAAACUUUCGUCGUUUUGAGAAACUUGGCAUUCCAGGACCUAAACCGUCCUUCUUGUUUGGAAAUUGCUUCGACCUGAUCCGUUUGGGGAAAAAAUUCGAAGUCGAUUGGUUUCUGAAAUAUGGACCAAUUUAUGGAUAUUUCUUUGGCACAACCCCAAUUGUUGUAGUUCUCAAUCCGGAAUUUUUGAAAAUAAUUGAAGUGAAAAAAGCACAGAUUUUUCACAGGAGAAAUUCAGUGAUACCGAAUGCUGCAGUACCAAAUCCAGUAUUUAAAUUCAGCACAAGUGUAAAUUCAGGGCCAAUUUGGAAGGAAGCUCGAGAUAUGAUCACACCAACUUUUACUACUAGCAAACUGAAAACUAUGACAAAUGCCAUAAACCAAACCAUUGAAGAAAAUUGGAAAGAAAUGAAAGAAAUUAUUGAAAAUAAAGAAACAUUAGAUGUGAAAGAGAUUUUCUCCACUACUGUAGCCGAUAUAACUUUCAAGACAUUGUUCGGUAUAAAGAUUAACGAGAAGAAAAGAGUUGUUCAAUCUCUGAAUUAUGCAUUCGAUACGAAUUUAAUAAAUCCCAUCAAUUUCAUUUCUUUAUGUUUACCAGAAGUGAUGAACGUGUUUUAUUAUAUUCGAGUCUGGUAUCACACAGUGAAGUACUACUUAUCAUCUCCUUCUAUGUUGGAUAUAUAUAAUAUGUGUCAAGAUGCUAUUUCUGCUAGACUAUCUGUAUAUAAGAGUAAUUAUAUAGACCUUUUGCAACAUAUGAUCGACCCUAUUUUUAAAAAAAAGAAAGUUAUAUUUUCUCAAGAGACCGAAAAUUCAGAAUCAAAAACUGAAAAAUCACUUCUAACUGAAAUAGACUGCAUCUCAAAUAGUUUCUAUGCUGCUGUUACUGCAUACGAUACAAUUCGUAAUCCCGUGAUAUUUGCCACUUAUUAUAUUGCCAAGUAUCCAGAGAUACAAGAAAGAAUUAGAGAAGAAAUAUCACAAUAUAAUAAUAAAGAGGAAACUAUUGACUACUCCACGUUAUCCAAACUGAAAUAUUUAGAUCAAGUAUUCUGUGAAACAUUAAGAAUGUUUCCACCUGCUCCAAACUUUAUUAAUAGAGUGGCAGAAGAAGAUUAUGUAUAUAAGAAUAUUUUAAUUCCCAAAAAUAUGACUAUUAUUGUACCUCAAUAUGGUUUGCACAGAAAUCCUGUAUAUUGGACAGAUCCUGAUGAAUUUAAACCUGAAAGAUUUGAAGAUAAAUCAAACAUCAAUCCUUAUAUAUAUCAACCUUUUGGAAUAGGCCCAAGACAUUGUUCGGGAAUGAGGCUAGGCCAAUUAAUUGUAAAGCUAAUUUUGGCCAAUCUUGUGAAAAGUUUUAAAUUCAGUCUUUGCCCAGAAACUAAUAAGCUUGAACCUUCAUUUGAUUUUGUGGUAACACAUUCAAAGCAUCCUGUUUAUAUUAAAGCUACUCCUAAUUGAAGAUAAUCGAAAUUAUUAACUUUGUUUAAACUUUAUUUAAAUUGUUUGUUUGUUUUAUUAUCCAAAUGAAAUAAAAACAGUUAUUACUUAAGGAAAUUUAAAAUACUGUAUGACUAUCACAGCAAAACAAUAUUGUGAUUAAAUCUUAAAAAAUUUAUAAAAUGUUUCUCUUGUUUGAAAAUAAACGUAA